AUGUCUAAUCCAUCUAGCAGCCUAGAGGAUGCAGCGAAACAGCGAAGCAGAGAUGGCAAGAUGAGGCGAGAAGAGGCAGAUGAUCCACAACCCGAGGGGAAGAGGCAGAAGCUGGGGAAUGAAGCCGGGAACACGGAGAAGGAAGGAACAGGAGGAGAAGGAGGCGGCGAGUGGACAGCCUGUCCGGGCACAGAAGAAUCGAGGACCCAGAUGGAUGGAGAAGGCCAAACUACUUUGACGGCGAUGACUACAAUCAACAUUGAGGAAACCCCACAGAAGCUCCAUGCAAGUGAAACCAACAGUUUUCUGGAGCGAAGCAUUCAUUCUGAUACUAAAGUGGAGUGCAGCUCGUGCGUAGAAGCAGAGGACAGAAAAAUUUCAAGACAACAGAUGAAUUGUGAAAGAGGUCAGCUAAGGGGUAAUCAGGAAGCGACAGCCCCUCCUGACACAAUGGCUCAGCCUUACGCCUCGGCUCAGUUCGCUCCCCCUCAGAACGGCAUCCCGGCAGAAUACACCGCGCCCCAUCCCCACCCCACCCCAGAUUACGCCGGCCAGACGACAGUCCCAGAGCACACGUUAAACAUGUACCCACCGGCCCAGACGCACUCCGAACCAAACGCAAGCGACGCCAAUGCACAGACUGUCUCAGGCACAGCCACACAGACAGAUGACGCAGCGCAGACCGACGGCCAACAACAAACACAAUCCUCGGAAAACACAGACAAUAAAUCACAGCCGAAACGGCUGCAUGUUUCAAAUAUACCCUUCAGGUUCCGAGAUCCAGAUCUCAGACAAAUGUUUGGGCAAUUUGGUAAAAUCUUAGAUGUUGAAAUUAUUUUUAAUGAGCGAGGCUCCAAGGGAUUUGGUUUCGUUACUUUCGAAAAUAGUGCUGAUGCCGAAAGGGCGAGGGAGAAAUUACACGGCACCGUGGUAGAGGGCCGUAAAAUCGAGGUAAAUAAUGCGACAGCCCGCGUCAUGACAAACAAAAAGACCGUAAAUCCAUAUACGAAUGGUUGGAAAUUAAAUCCAGUUGUCGGUGCGGUCUAUAGCCCAGAAUUCUAUGCAGGCAGGGUGCUGCUGUGCCAGGCAAACCAGGAGGGAUCGCCCGUGUACACUGCCCCCAGUUCACUAGUAUACACAUCCACAAUGCCGGGUUUCCCUUAUCCUGCCGCGACCGCAGCCGCCGCGUACAGAGGUGCACACCUAAGAGGCAGGGGACGUACCGUCUACAACACGUUUCGAGCGGCCGCUCCUCCUCCCCCGAUUCCGGCUUACGGCGGUGUUGUGUACCAGGAUGGAUUUUAUGGUGCAGACAUUUAUGGUGGUUAUGCUGCCUACCGGUAUGCCCAGCCCACCACAACCACCGCAGCUGCCUACAGUGACAGCAGCUCCUGUGACGCUGUAUGCCUCAGCGCGCAUGUGAAGAAGCCUCCUGCACCAAUGUGGCAUGAUGACAUCGUCGCGCCAGGCUGGUGUAACGGGCAUGUGCAGCCAGGCCUAUUGCAUCACAGACCGCUCCAGAGCUGCCGGAAUGCCCUAGAACAUGCCGCAUUCCAAAAUCAAUUCGUCUUCGUUGCAACAGAUGAAAUUUCUUGUAACACCUCUGCAGUUACGGACGACUUUAUGCUGCAGACCCCUACCACCACACACUUACUCCCGCAACCACCUACGGCGUUGGUUCCGUGGCUAGUAUAUAUCGAGGGGGAUACAGCCGGUUUGCUCCAUACUAAAUGACAAAACCAUAAUACCCUUCCAAUGUGGGGGAAAAAAGGAAGCUUUCUGAGGCCUGGGUAUUGCAAUACAUGCAGUAGUGCAUCAUUUUAGCAACUCUAAACAAACAAAACUAAAAAAGAGGAAAAAAAUCUACAUUUUUUAUCUUAUACCUCAGAUAUUUUGUUCUGUGUAUUUUAAUAUUGUGGGUCUUUUAAUUUCCGAAGGUUACAUAGUUUGCUGACUGUAGAAAGUUUUGAUUUUGUUUUAAAUAAUAAUUAU
Euleptes europaea (tarantolino) is the source of this 1992-nucleotide messenger RNA. It is a transcript of the gene RBFOX1, whose product is annotated as RNA binding fox-1 homolog 1. Gene Ontology annotation, biological process: regulation of alternative mRNA splicing, via spliceosome; nervous system development. The transcript has 19 exons. The coding region runs from base 1 to 1734 and encodes 577 amino acids. NCBI's taxonomy places the organism in Eukaryota, Metazoa, Chordata, Lepidosauria, Squamata, Sphaerodactylidae. The record is from RefSeq and is a predicted model, not a curated record. Gene Ontology annotation, cellular component: cytoplasm; nucleus. Gene Ontology annotation, molecular function: mRNA binding.